This is a messenger RNA of Caenorhabditis remanei, 1101 nucleotides long. RefSeq lists its product as uncharacterized. Gene Ontology annotation, molecular function: protein binding; phosphatidylinositol-3-phosphate binding; phosphatidylinositol-3,5-bisphosphate binding. The transcript is spliced from 5 exons. Gene Ontology annotation, biological process: protein localization to phagophore assembly site; protein lipidation; nucleophagy. NCBI's taxonomy places the organism in Eukaryota, Metazoa, Nematoda, Chromadorea, Rhabditida, Rhabditidae. The record is from RefSeq and is a predicted model, not a curated record. Gene Ontology annotation, cellular component: phagophore assembly site membrane; extrinsic component of membrane; cytosol. Bases 1 to 1101 code for a protein of 366 amino acids.
AUGAUUGCAGUUGGCCACAAAGAAGGAUACAUGUUCUACAAAACAUCCGAUGUUCUCGAAAAAUCAAGGCUCAGUUGUGGAAUCCAAAACCUUAAUAACUUGGGCCUCCAGAAUUGUACAAUUAUCGAGCGACUCUUCUCUUCAUCCCUGAUGAUUGUGGUCUCGCAGAAAAAUCUUCGAGUUUUGAAUGUCGCUACCAACAAUAUCAUUUGCGAUCAUCAGUUCAACAAACCAGUUAUCACUGUCAGACUCAAUAAACAGAGAGUCAUAGUAUGCUUGGAGGAUUCCAUCCAUAUAUACAAUAUCAAUGACAUGAAAAUGAUGCACUCUAUUGUGGACACUCCACUGAACAAGUUGGGAGUAGUGGAUCUCACCAGUAACUCAGGGGAUGCCUACAUUGCUUUCCCAGGAAACACUAAAACUGGAUCCGUUCAUCUUUUCGAUGCGAUCAAUCUGGUUUCAGUGAACACAUUUGUUGCCCAUGAAGGAGCUCUGGCAUGUCUGCAAUUCAAUCAAAAAGGAGAUAUGAUUGCCACAGCGAGCACAAAAGGAACUGUCAUUCGCGUUUAUUCUGUUCCAGACGGACAUCUUCUCUUUGAGUUCCGUCGUGGAGUUUCUCGUUGUGUCACUAUCUAUUCGCUCUGCUUUUCAUCAGAUUCAAAAUAUCUCGCAUCUUCUUCAAACACUGAAACGGUUCACGUUUUCAAACUGGAGAAAACUGAAGAUGUUUCUAAACCCGAAGUUCCCAACGAUAUGAUGGAAACUGCUGCUGGAUGGCUCAGCGCGUUUAAUAAAACUGUCUCUGCCUACCUGCCGUAUCAAUUUAUGCAAGUCUCGGAGCUAAUGACGACGGAGCGUAGUUUUGCUACUGCAAAACUACCAUGUGUCACCGAAAGCAACCGAGUCGCUCUUGUUUCCCACAAAAGUCAUCAAUACCUGAUGGUUGCUACAAAUGAUGGAUAUGUAUAUGCCUACCAAAUGAAUCCAGAAGGCGGUGAACUCGAUCUCGUCAAACAACAUCACAUCGGACCAGAAAGCGAGUCACUCCAUAGCAGUCCGCUCGGAAAUGUAACCAACACACGCAGUCACAAUGACUUUUAA